Molecule: messenger RNA, 3030 nt
Organism: Drosophila sechellia
Lineage: Eukaryota; Metazoa; Arthropoda; Insecta; Diptera; Drosophilidae
Exons: 2
Coding region: 93-1310 (405 amino acids)
Molecular function (GO): zinc ion binding; nucleic acid binding
Source: RefSeq, a predicted model, not a curated record
CUAAAUCCUGCGUUCCUGUUUUAUUUAAAUAAGAGGGUUUAUAGUACCCCUACAAUAUCAGAAGUGGGCCGAUCACGAGCCAAAGAAAAAAAAUGAAUAUAAGCAAUGCAUCGACGGAGCAGUUAAAAGGGUGGUUGAGUGAAUUAAAAAAACCGACCACGGGAACAAAAAGAGAAUUGAUUUUGCGUUUGAAUAAUUUAACAAACGAAAAGCGAAAUCAAUUGAAAUUAUUAUUAAAAAGCGAGGAAGAAGAUUUCUACGGAAGCAGCAAUAAUAAUGUUCAAAAAGGAAAAAGAAAUAACGCAAAAGACGGAGAGCCUAAAGAGGACGAAAGUAACGGCGAAGCUGGAGGUAGCAACGAAGACGGCGAUGAGAAGAGCACUGUGCGCAACAACAAAAGUAACGGCGAACAUGACUACAGAAGCGGGGUACGCAGUUACAACAGUGCAGACGGCGCCCGCAACAAAAACAGCGGCGGCGGGAAUAGCGACGAAAACGAAGUUUGCGGCAACGAAGACGGCGACGAAGAUGGCAGCGGUGAGAAAAGCAACAAAGAAUUUGGCGGGAAUAAACGAAAUACAGUGGGACAAGCUGGGCAAAAUAUGGAUUUAUUAUUGCGUAUGGCAACCGAUGCAGUGAAUGAAUUUUCGGGAGAUACAUGUGCACGCAAAUGGAUCCUACAAGUGAAAAAUAUAGCCAGCGUUUAUGGAAUACAUGAACCAUAUAUAAAGAUGUUGAUCAUCAGUAAGAUAAAAGGAAAAGCAUGCAUGUGGUUGCAUGCAGAUCCAGAACGUGUAUUGCUACCAACAGAGCAGUUGGCGGCUGAGCUUAUAUCAAUGUUUGGUGAGAGGAAGUCGAAGUUAGAAACAAGGCGAAAAUUUGAGGAACGAAAAUGGACAGCUGGCGAAAGCUUUGUUGCUUAUGUAGACGAUAAGGUGAUGCUUGCACAUGGAAUAAAAAUGGAUGAUGAAGAAUUGGUGGCGCUCCUCAUUGAAGGUAUUCCGAAUCAAAUGCUACGUAACCAAGCCCGUAUCCAAUGCUUUGAAGAUAUGCAGCACUUAAAGCGGGCAUUUGCGGAAGUGAAACUACCGAAAAUGGAUGAAACACACAAGAAGGUGGCAUCGGUGAACAAUAAUGGCAGCACUCUCUUGCGUUGUUUCAAUUGCAAUUCGAAGGGACACUGGGCCAAAGAGUGCAGGAAGCCAAAGCGCGAAAAAGGGUCAUGCUAUGCCUGUGGUGAGAUGGGGCACUUUGCAGCAAAGUGCCUGAAAAACAAGAAUGUGGAUGAAAACAAUUACCAUGCCUCAUAGACACGGGAAGCCCCAUUUCGUUCAUAAAAAUUAGUAAAGUACCUAAAGAUGUUAUUGAAGUACCAGUUUUAAGUUCAUUUUACGGAUUAAACAAAAGUUACUCGAAAACAUAUGGAAAAAUAUUGUGUUACAUUAUGAAAAAUUUGAAAGCUGUCAAUGCUGAAAUAAGCACAGCGGAGAGGGAAUUGCUUGAAAUUAAUGUAAUAGAUGACUCAAUUGAUUACAAAAUAGGUGAUCAGGUGGAUCAUAAUAUGAAAUGUCAAUUUAUGGAGUUGGUAGAAAACUCUUAUGUUAAUAAAGAAAGACCGAAUGAACCGGAGAUUCGGUGUGAAAUACAAUUAAGAUUAAAUGACCCGAAACCGUUUAGUUGUUCUCCUAGAAGAUUAGCAUAUACUGAAAAAGAAAAGCUGCAGAUUAUCUUAGAUGAGUAUCUAAAAAACGGAAUUAUUAAACCGAGUGAUUCAGAGUAUGCAUGUGUAUGUGUAUGUGUUAGUGAAAAAGAAAACAGGAGACCUAAGAUUAUGUGUUGAUUACAGAAAACUUAACAAAUCAAUGGUCAAAGAUAAUUAUCCUUUACCGUUGAUUGAUGAUCUGUUGGAUAGAUUAGUAAAUAAAACGAUAUUCUCGAAGUUAGAUCUUAAACAUGGCUACUUUCAUGUUUUUGUUAAUAAGGAAUCAAUGAAAUAUACAUCUUUUAUGACGCCUUUAGGACAGCUUGAAUUUUUAAGGAUGCCAAUGGGGCUGAAAAAUGCACCGGCGGUCUUCCAGAGAUUUAUUAAUAGAAUUUUCGAGGAUAUGAUUAGGCAGGAUAAAGUUAUUGUAUAUAUGGAUGACAUUAUGAUAGCUAGCAAAGGAAUUAAGGAACAUAUGGAAGUACUUAGGGAAGUUUUUGACAGGUUGACGAGAAACAAAUUAGAGCUGAGAAUGGAUAAAUGUGAGUUUCUGCAAUCGAGUGUACAAUAUUUAGGAUUUUUAAUAACAAGUAAGGGAAUACAGGCCAAUGACAAGGGAAUAGAAGCAAUUAAAGAUUUUCCAAUACCAGAUAAGGUGCAUGAUGUCAGAAGCUUUUUAGGAUUGUGUUCAUAUUUUAGAAGAUUCAUUAAGGGUUUUUCAACGAUUGCAAAACCUUUAUAUGACUUAUUGAAGAAAGACAAAGAAUUUUCGUUUGAAGAAAAAGAGUUAGAAUGUUUUGAGACACUUAAGAAAAAGUUAGUGGAAGCUCCAGUGUUAGGGUUAUAUUGUUAUAAGGAUGAAAUAGAGUUACAUACAGAUGCAAGUGCACAAGGCUUUGGUGCAGUGUUAUUGCAAAAGAAAGAGGAUAUGAAAUGGCAACCUAUAUUUUAUUACUCGAAAGCCACAACAAAGGAUGAGGCCAAAUAUCAUAGUUUUGAACUUGAAACAUUGGCUAUCCUGUAUGCAUUAAGAAGAUUUAGAAUCUAUGUACAGGGAAAGAGAUUUAAAAUUGUUACGGAUUGCAACGCAUUAACUCUAACGUUAAAUAGAGUGGAAUUAAAUCCUAGGAUUGCAAGGUGGGCAUUAGAACUAUUAGAGUACGAUUUUGAGUUAGUUCAUAAAGCAGGAAAGCAUAUGCAGCAUGUGGAUGCAUUGAGCAGAAAUACGAACAUAUUAGUGAUAGAAACUAAUAGUUUUGAAGAUAAUUUAAUUAUUUGUCAAGCAAAAGAUGAAAAGUUGAAAGAUAUUAGGAAAAAGUUAGAGAAAA